Molecule: messenger RNA, 4488 nt
Organism: Gryllus bimaculatus (two-spotted cricket)
Lineage: Eukaryota; Metazoa; Arthropoda; Insecta; Orthoptera; Gryllidae
Source: the annotation of a GenBank genome assembly
UGCAUUAUUGACCGAAGGGAAAAGGAGAAAACUACUGUAGUACUUCAUAGUUGUUGGAGUUUGUGUGAAAUCAAUAGUCUGAGUAGCCAGAGAUAGCGCUACAUUCUUACACUACAAGGACAACAAAUGAUAAUGAAAUUCAAUGAUUUUUCGGAAAUUUGAAAUAAUAUGCUGUAAUAAUGUAAUAUGAGCAUGUAGGAACACUUUCUAUUUCCGUUUCGCCUUAAAUUUCCCCCGUCUUUGGUGCAGCGCUUUCUGUAGUCUGUGCUACUAAAUAAAAGUAUGCGGUCUAUCUUGAUGUGCCUUCUCGCAAUUUUUAAAUAGGAUAUGAUGUAAUAAUUGUCAAAUUGAUUCCGGAUUUCGAAAGAAACAUUUCUUUUCUUUACAUCACCUCAAUGGCACCCAUCAUUUGACUUAUAUCAUGCAUCAUCACGUGUGGUACGUUGGUGUGUCGUAUCUACGGUUUGGUGUAUCAACUGUUGUGUUACCUGGGCCGUUGAAUGGACUGGAGGUUAUAGUUCGUUUGUAAUGGCAUGUUGCUGAGAUAAGUUGUGUCGAGUUAUCUGUCAAGCACUACUGUGUGUAUGAACAGAGUUGUAAUGCAGAAAAGCUAUAUGAAUAUGCUUCGAUAAUAUCCAUACAUUUUAAUUACCACUGUGGUGUAGUAUUUUUGACUUGUCUUACCGUAGACUGCCAUGAGUGUCUCUCAAGUUCAAGGUGGACUGAGUAAGCUCAAAAAGAAACAUUUUCGUGUAAAGCACCAAAAAGUGAAGUUAUUUCGUGCAAAUGAACCUUUACUAUCGGUUUUUAUGUGGGGUGUUAAUCACACAAUAAAUGAACUUAGUCAUGUUACCAUUCCUGUAAUGCUUCUGCCAGAUGAUUUCCGAGCCUACUCUAAACUAAAAGUUGAUAAUCAUCUCUUCAACAAAGAGAAUAUGCCUAGUCAUUUUAAAGUGAAAGAAUAUUGUCCCCUUGUAUUCCGGAAUUUACGAGAGAGAUUUGGUAUAGAUGACUUGGAUUUCAAAGAAUCAAUGACAAGGUCACAACCUGUUCUAGUGGAUACACCUGGCAAAAGUGGUGCAAAAUUUUACCAAUCUUAUGACAGAUUGUUUAUUAUUAAAACUCUGACAAGUGAGGAAGUGGAAAGGAUGCAUUCUUUCCUAAAACAUUACCAUCCCUACAUUGUGGAGCGGCAUGGGAAGACACUUUUGCCUCAGUACUUGGGAAUGUAUCGUCUUACUGUUGAUGGAGUGGAACAUUACCUUGUCGCUAUGAGAAAUGUAUUCAGCAAUCAUUUGCAGACACAUAGAAAAUUUGAUUUGAAGGGUUCUACGGUUGACCGGGAAGCUUCAGACAAAGAGAAAGAGAAAGAUCUGCCCACACUUAAGGACAAUGAUUUUGUGAAAGAGGGUAUGAAGAUAUACAUUGGUGAUGAAGCAAAAGAGAAACUCUUGGAGACCCUGACUGCAGACGUGGAGUUCCUUACGAAACUUCAUCUCAUGGAUUAUUCUUUGCUGCUUGGAGUCCAUGAUUGUGCACGUGCUGAACAAGAAAAUCGUGAAAGGGCAGAACAAGAGGAAGAAGAAAAUAACGGUGUGGAUGAUGAUGAAGAUUCAGAAAGUGGUUCUGGACUUGAAACUCGUGGAGGAGAUCGUUGGCCUGGGGGUGCAACACCACCUGAUUCUCCCCAUGCAGCACUUGCCAGAGAAACAAGUUUACAGUAUGAAACUGGGAUUGUACCUGAACUAGAUAUUUAUGCCAUACCAAGUCUAGAAGGUGCCCCUCUGAAAGAAAUAUACUUCUUAGCACUAAUAGAUGUUUUAACUCACUAUGGUGUUAGAAAACAAGCAGCAAAAGCUGCUAAGACCGUUAAGUAUGGUGCAAAUGUUGAUGGUAUAUCAACUUGUGAUCCAGAGCAAUAUGGGAAGAGGUUCAUUGAAUUCAUGAGCAAAGCUAUUGAGUGAAGUUUGUCACAAAAAACAAACAAACAAAACAAUACAAAAACAAAAAAAAACCUCUUCGGAAAUGACAUUGACUGCACCAUUUAUCACAUCGAGAUGACCUGCAUGUGCUCCUACGCUGCUUGUUAAACGAACGCGAGGAAGACCUAACUGAUCAGAAGUGCUGAAGCUAAAGAAAAUGUAGCUUAAGUCAUUGAAUCAUUUCAAAACUAGAUCAAGCAUGUUGUGGCAACAUUUCUAAUAUGUGUGCCAAAUUUAUGAAUGAAUGAUGAUAGUCUUAAAAUUUAACAUCGUAACUUUGAAUCAGACUUAUUUUCCAUUAGACAUCAAGUUUGUCAUACCCAGCAGGUUGUUGGGAUUUUCAAUUCCACAUUUUUGUGUAAUUACUUUGUCUCCCUUUCUCUUUAUUUUUCUUUUUUUGUAUUUUUUUUAUUUUUUUGCUACAACAAGCUUGUAAAUUUACAGGCAGUAUGUAUCGAAACAAGAACAUUAUAUUAUUUUUCAAUGCUUUUUCAUAAUGUGUACCACAUGCCUCAGAAAACAUUCUUAUUUUGAAAUCCGUAAUUGUUUUGUAUUUUCAAACAGUUUAUAUUGAAAUAAUGAGUCAUGAUCUUCUAGAAUACUCUUCACUUUAUAAGGUUGACAUGUGUUAAAAUUUUAGACAAAUAUGUGAGGAAUAAAGUAAAAACAAUAACAUACUCUAAUAUUGUGAAAAAAAUGAAGAAAAAAUUGUGUUUUGCCUGUCGUAUUGAAGUGCUAUACAAUAGAUAGAAAUUUAUAUGUUACUGUGUAAUUGUAUGGUUACAUAACCCAUUCAUAUCACAAAUUCUAUUGAUGAUUUGAAUAAGACUCAGAAUUUGCUUGUGGAGAAAUUUUGUCUUUAAAAAGUUAAUGUUUAAAUAUAUACUUCACGUGUGUAUGUUACUUGCAUGAUUUUGUAGAUGCAAAACGUAACAUAAAAAUGACUGAAAAUGUCUGGAGCUGUGAGAAGAGUAACUUCCAUAGUUGUGCAGUUUCUAAACUUAAUACAGUUGGGAUAUGGAAAAAAUGUUUUAUUCAUGUUGUGAGAAAUUUAUAAUUUUUCUUCAUAGUUGAUUGAAAGAAAUAUUGUGGUAGCUUACCAUGCAGUUUCGGGUUACCCUCAUAUGGCAAACUGUUCACUCUUCUUUCAAUAACGUGUGUUAUGAUUGUGUGCGACACCUGGAUGACACUGUUUAAAAAUACUAAGUUCUGAAUGUAAAUAUGGUUGUGCUGUCACUGGAAAGCUGUAUUGCAGUGCACCAGGUGUGUUUUAUAGAUUGUUAAAGACUGCCUUCAGUAGUGUGUUUUGUAAGAUCUGCUUGCAUGGCCAUUGCUAACAUUAGAAGUAAAUGUAAUUUAAAUACAUGGUGCCACAAGUAUUACCAUUUGAGAGAUUGUUACCCCACUGUGGUAUUCUAGUGAUUGAAGAAAUGUUUUUAUAAGUUUCUAUCAUACAUUUUUACUGAUACUGUUUCUUUGUUUAUUACAUUUGUAACAAUUUGUAUGAAAUGCAUUUUGUGUAUAUAUAUCCCAAAGUUGAAAUCAACUUCAAUUGUACUUAAGAUUGUUGAUGUUAUUUUCUUUUCGAUUACAAUUGGAUAAAUAUCCAAUUUUUCAUUAUGAAGGAUUUUCAAUUUUGCAUAUUUUAAUUGUAGGCAAAAUUGCUUUAAGAACUGAGUUGUGUGCCAAUAUUUUUUCUACACUGUCCUAAAUAUUGUUUUAUUUUUUGUUAUUUCUUUUAUUGUUAGUUUUUCUCACUAACACACAUGAGGUCCUCAGGUUUAUACUCAAUCAAUGCUCAAGAAUUUAACAUGGUGAUUGCCUUCUAAUUUCAAUAGUUUUUAUUGUCAAAUAACCAUGACAUUUCCUGAGAUACUUUUCAAGUUUGUUAAAUCUGUAAGAAGACUCUUGCACUGACAAAUGUUUCCUUUCUUGUCUUCUAUUGGACAUCUGUAACAAUACUUGGUGCAUUGUGGUUCAUUUAAUUAAUGCAGUAUGGCCAGAUAUUAUGAUUAUUGUAUCUUUGUGAAUAUAUCUGUUUUACUCUUUUAAUAAUAUUACUCAAGUGAGAUGAAUUGCACUCAGCAAGCACAAAGUAAUUAUUGUACUCAUUACAUCACUGUAAAGUGAGGACUUCUUGUAUGACAGUGGUAGUUUAUCCAUAUUAUAUGUAUUCAUGAUUUCCUUUUGAUUGAAAUGGGGAUUGUGCAAUUUGUUGGCAUUUUACAUUUCUAAAAUGAACAGAAUUAUGAAUUCCCAUGUGUAUCUACAAUGUGUGUUCUUGAUGCAAGGGAUAGAUAUGUAAAGUGAAUGUUAUACUUUUUUCAUUAGAAAUCAAUCACAAACUUUUUCUUUCUACUGUUUUUAGAAUAAAGCACAAAUGCAAAUUUGUGUAGACUUGUACUACUAUACAUUUUACUUGUAUUUAGUUAUAUUGCAAUUAGAUCAUCAGAGUAGUUUGUCAUUGUUCUUUAUAUAUAAGUAUGUGUGUGUGUGUCUAUAUAUA